AACAACCUCACAUCAUGCUCGGCGAGGACGAGGACGUAUUUGACAGUGUGACUUGGGAGAAUGAACAGGUCGCAGCUGCUCCUCAUUACGAUCCUUCUAGCGGCGCUGGACCGUCAGGACCAGGGUUCAGACAGAGCACCUCCGAUAGUGACGAGGGUCGCGGACCACACGACCCCAAGUGGGAGGGAUAUCUGGUCACCAGCGUCAAGGACCCCGUCAAGGAGCUUGCGGAAACGAAGGAUGCGUAUGUGUCGUAUCUCGUCACUGCUCAAACUAACUUGCCAAUCUUCUCCACACCAAACCCGUCGUCUCGGAGGCGCUAUAAAGACUUCGUCUUUCUACGGGAGCAUUUGGUGAAGGAUUUCCCGGCGUGUGUCGUUCCACCAUUACCAGACAAGCAUCGGAUGGAAUAUAUCACGGGAGAUCGUUUUAGCCCCGAGUUUAUGGAACGACGCCGCCUCGACUUGCACCGGUUUUUGCAGCGAUUGGCACGACAUCCGACUUUACAACGGAGUUCUCUCCUUCGAGCGUUCUUUGAGUCUACAGAAUGGACAGUGAUCAUGCAUCAACAUGUAGCACAUCCUCCCGGGCCAGAAGCACCGUCUGGUCUCAUUGACAACAUAUCGGACACCCUUCUGAACGCGUUUUCGCGCGUUCGCAAGCCAGACGAGCGAUUUCUUGCCAUGCGUGAGAAUGUCGACAAGUUCGAAGACGGAUUGCAGCUGUCCGAACGACUCUGGACUCGCGUACGCAGUCGGACAAACGAUGGGGAUCCGGAAUCUGGUGAAGACCUGACGGCAGACUACCAUGACUUGGCUGUCGCGGUCCAGGGCCUGGGCUUUCUCGAAUCCGGGAUCACGGAUCCCCUCAACCACUUCUCGAACACUCUGCUCGAGUUUUCUGCUCUGCUGCGUCAUCUGACGCAGUCUACAACCGAUCCAUCCCUCGUGCACCUGCAUUCAUUGCUGACAUACUCACAUGCCAAUCGAGCUGUUCUCAAACUCCGUGAUCAGAAACAGCUGGACUUUGAGGAACUCUCGGAAUACCUAUCCAACGUCACCGCAGAGCGUGACAGACUAUCCGCCAUUAUACGGGGGCAUGUGGGAAGUGGUGGUCUCGGCUUCGGUGCCUACUUGCGGGACAAGGUCGACGCCAUCAGGGGUGCCGAUGACGACCGCAGCCGGGUAGAGAAAAUGCGCAAGCUGGAUCAGAAGAUCAAGGAGCUUCAAGAUGCCGUGACUACCGCCCACGAAACCUCAGACGCAUUCAGCGAUGAGACCUUGCGCGAGCAGGCGGUAUUUCAGCGGGCGAAAGAAGCCGAAAUGAAGGAAAUGCUCGGUAACCUCGCAGAAGGACAGAUCGAGUUUUACAAAGCUUCCAUGGAAGAAUGGGAGCGUAUAAUACCUUUGCUUCAGCGGAUACGUGUUGAUUUGUGAGAUAAGGCCGGACACAGGUUCAUUAUUUCAUUUCUCUUGGUGAUGUAGGAUACUAUAAUGGGUGUCUAUAUCAGACGACCUUGGCGUUUGCAACGUUCCCCUGGUCAUCCAUCCGUGUGUCUCGGCCGAGAGGUUGUUCCUUAUGCUCAGGGUCAGACUCCUCUGGCACCUGCGCCUGCACCUGCAUUUGCUCAUGCAGCUGCUCUUGCGCCGCAUCCUGCUCUUGCACCUGUUCCUGCUCCUGCACGUGCUCCUGCGCCUGCGCCUGCGCCUGCGCCUGCGCUUGCUCUUGCUGUG
Molecule: messenger RNA, 1733 nt
Organism: Punctularia strigosozonata HHB-11173 SS5
Lineage: Eukaryota; Fungi; Basidiomycota; Agaricomycetes; Corticiales; Punctulariaceae
Product: lipid binding protein
Exons: 9
Coding region: 15-1436 (473 amino acids)
Biological process (GO): cytoplasm to vacuole targeting by the Cvt pathway; autophagy
Cellular component (GO): phagophore assembly site
Molecular function (GO): phosphatidylinositol binding
Source: RefSeq, a predicted model, not a curated record